CACAAACAGUGUACUGUGCUUGUACAGUUUAUAGAUUAGUUGUAUUCAAAGUUGCCCGAAUACUUUACAAGGUUACAAGAAUGGCUGGAGAAUCGACUUCUAAAAAGGGUGGUGCAAUAUGGCUUAAGAACAUGUGUGGGAUGACAGUCACUGAUGCUGAAAUGGAGGACAUUUCCAAUCCCAGACUUGAGCUACUUGUCCAUAUAAGCACCAAGACCAUUCAAAUGGGAGCUUUGUUCGGAAUGCUGGCAAUUGGACCAGUCACUCAACUUGUUAAAGGUCCUCGAACAAUACAGGCAAUAGCACAUAGAGCCCUGAAAUAUGGCGCAAACGGCACAAUAAUUGGCGCAGUUGCUGGGCCAGUGAUGACAUAUGGAUCAUCAACAAAAUUUGAAUAUGAAAAUUUUUAUGAUCGCACCUACAGGCUUCGGUAUAACAGGGGACAAGUGAUUACAGAUCGUAUGUGUUAUUUUGGUAUGGCUAUUGGUGCGGGGGCAGGAUAUGCAACAGGGAUUGGAAUACUACCUGGGAUUGCACUAGGAGUUGUGGUAGGCACAAGUGGAAGUGUAUUUGCACCUGGUAAAGGCUGUAGUCAAGACAACAACAAGACUAAGGAAUCCGUCCCUGUGAAAACGGAAGAUAACAAGGAUGCAUAAAAUACACCUUCAAAACUGACUGUAUUUAAAACAAGAUACAUAACAAUGUAAAAGUAAAUUCCCUAACCAAUGGUAUAUAAUAUGACAUGUUUUCAUCAAUAAAAAUCAAUAAAUAAAUAAAUCAAUAAAAUCAAUAUUUAUUUUUGAAAUACGAGUGUCCCAUUUUUUGGACCAGCC
This is a messenger RNA of Owenia fusiformis, 833 nucleotides long. Lineage: Eukaryota; Metazoa; Annelida; Polychaeta; Sabellida; Oweniidae. The record is from the annotation of a GenBank genome assembly.